AUGUCUGAAUUUGAAACAUAUCCUUCAUCAGUGCAAACUAUUUCAACUACUUCAACAGUACAACUAGUUACAAGUAGCUCCAUCAUAAGCAGUACUACAGAUACUCCUACCAUCAGUAGUUCUACUUCUAUUCCUACCACUAGAUUAACUAGUACAUUAGUGACAGUAACUUCUUCCCUAACUUUUUCAUCCCUUACUCGUUCACCCCUAUCUUCCUUAUCCUCAACUUCUUCUUCUUCAUCACUAUCUUCUUCAUCCACGACUUCACAAACUUCUUCAUUCAUAACUUCUUCUUUAGCCCCAACUCUUUCAUUGGCAACUUUUUCAUCCAUAUCUUCUUCUUCAUUUAUAAUUCUACCUUCAUUCAUAGCUUCUUCAUCUACUGUAAUCCCAACAUUAUCCAUAUCUUCUUCAUCAAUUAUUGGACUGGCUUCUGGGAUAUCAAUUCCACUACUAAUUAUAAUAAUUGUUGUUAUAGUAAUUGUAGUGGUAGCAGCAACAGUUCGAUUUAAAAAGAGAAGAGGAAGAAUGGAAGUAAUUAAUGAUGUUACAUUACUGAAGAUGAAUGAAAAUAAUAAUCAAAGUUCACAAGAGCAAGAACUAUCAUCAGUUAAUCCACAGUAUGAGAAUGUACAUCUACCAGUUCCACAAUCAGAACUAUCAAUGGAAGAAUGUGCUGCUUAUGGUGUAGUGGAAGGUACUAGAUUCCCACAGUAUGAGACUGUAGAUCUACCAGCUCCACAGUCAGAAGGAGACUGUGAAGUACCAGUAAAAGAAUGUAAUGCUUAUGGUGUAGAGAGUGCUGGAUUCCCACAGUAUGAGACUGUAACAUUAACAGUUCCUCAGUCGGAACUAUCAAUGGAAGAAUGUGCUGCUUAUGGUGUAGUAGAGG
This is a messenger RNA of Amphimedon queenslandica, 892 nucleotides long. Its product is annotated as cell wall integrity and stress response component 3-like. The record is from RefSeq and is a predicted model, not a curated record. The transcript is spliced from 4 exons. The annotation marks the transcript as partial. Lineage: Eukaryota; Metazoa; Porifera; Demospongiae; Haplosclerida; Niphatidae.